This is a messenger RNA of Rubroshorea leprosula, 1344 nucleotides long. NCBI's taxonomy places the organism in Eukaryota, Viridiplantae, Streptophyta, Magnoliopsida, Malvales, Dipterocarpaceae. The record is from the annotation of a GenBank genome assembly.
AUCUCCCUCUCUUAUACGGUUCACAAUUCACAUCACAAAUCUCCAUAAUCUCUGCUCUGUACUCUGUUAUUUUGUUUUUCUUCUCCUUUUUACUUGAUUUCUGUCUCGAGCUAUACCGGACUGUUUUUGAACACAGAGAAAUGGAAAUUCCGGUGAUUAAUAGGAUAAGCGAUUUCGAGGUGGGGAUUAACUCUUUACCUAACCCUUCUUUGGUUUCCCAGCUUUUUGCUCUUUCUGGGAUCAAAGAAAUCUACCAAGCUUACAAUUUUUGGAAAUGGGGCGCUUUGAUUCUUGCCCUGCUCGCCUCCUUCACCCCCAUUAUCAACAGAAUCAAGAUUUUGAUCAUGAGAUUAAAACGCCACCGCUAUCCUCCGUCGCCGCCGCUCCUCGAGGACAGCGAUUUUGACACUGAUACAGACACCUCCUAUUAUUCAUCUUCGGAUGAUGAACAGGAACAGGAUUCACCAUCCACAUCCCGUGACUGGCGACGGGUCGAUGAAAAUUUUCAGGUGAGAGGCUCAGCUCACGUCAUUGAGGACCAGGGCAAAAAAUGUCAUUUUACUCUUCGGCGGCGGCGUGGUAGUAUCGGGGACCUGUUUUCAUUGUCCGAGCUCGUUGCCGGUGGCAAGAGCGUCGUGAAGUUAUGGGAUAACCUUGGAUUGGGGUUUGGAUUAGGCUUCGACGACGACGGCGAUGAUACCAAUGGUUUUAAUCUUUACGAUAUUAACGAGCAGAGAACAAUCGCGUGGUUUCUCGGCAAUAAAUGUGGGGUCCAGGCGGUUUCAAAGUCAUCAACCCCGGCGGUUGUCGUGUCAGCGGUUGCCGAUUUGUCCGGUCUCGUCUCGCUGAGCGCCUGGGACACACGCCUCCCACCUCGGGCACCAGCCAUCCUUGCGGAGUGGCAGCCCAAAAACCCGGCGGAGAAAAUCGCAGCAGUCAAUGCCGGAGGCAGGGAGAAGGUAUACGUCAGGGAUGACAUCACCGGAGAGUUAACCGUCGGGGACAUGAGGAAGGUGAGGUCCCCGUUAGCAAGCGUGACGGAAUCUGACCUGGACACUUGGAGGGAUGCCGACGUGGCGAUCGUUUCGGACGACACGAUGUAACGAGUCAGUGACAGGACUCGGUCAACACGGUUAUAAGAUUGUAAGCUGUAAAGUUGAAAUGGGCAAAAUGGUCAUAUUGUGAGAAAUGUGACCGAAGAAGGGUUUUGUAAAUAUCAAUUAUUUUAAUGCUUGUUGAAACUACAUUCAACAAUUUUAUUUUGCAUAAUUUUCAUUUAUAUUGUUAAUUUACGAAGUUCAAUUAUGAAGGAAUUACUAAUUUAAAUAUAUUGAGUAAGUAAUU